UUGGUGAAGAAACCACGUCCCCGAGUGGGGCUCCCGCGCGACUGUCGUCGUCCUUGACACAGAGCUCUUCUGGAUUGAACCAGACUGUUGAGGCAGCCACCAGUGUCCGAAUUAUUUAUUUAUUUCGAGUGAACUUUUAGUUUGAAGAGGGGGAUGAAGCUUAUAACGAAUUUACGGAUAAAUGUAAAGGUAUUUCGUUGACAGUUGUAGUGAGCACGUUUUUGCUCUCCCUCACGUGGGUCUGAUUAGUGAAACUUGACAACGAGAUGCGCCCAUGUGAACAUGAAUUUGAUGGAAAACAAGAAGAGGACGACAAGAAGAAUAUGGCAUGAGGUCUGAGGAGGAAACGUCACUAGAAAUCACGUCGCUGUGUGACAAUAUACUACUGAAAGCAUAAUGGCAAUACCCACGUAAUUAAUAUGCGUAUGCAAUGACGCGACAAAUACUCUUAGUAAACACAAAAUAUAGUCAAAUGCUGUUUAGUAAGCACAGCAACUUAUAGUGCCAUGAUGCCAGUGAAAACAAAGAAAAAUCUGAGAGUCGUGUGAAGUUCCCUGACAUGUUUUUCGAAGUAGAACUUCCGGGACCCGACGUCGAACGGGCCAGCAGUCAUGAAAACCUCCCGUCUCUGCCCUCUGCGAGGUUCCGCAAGGGGCGUGGCAUAGGAUUUAUUCAAGUAGUGAACGAGGCUAGUCAUUCUCGACGCCAUUUGAAUCAUCUACCCGACGCUACUCCUACGGAGUCCUUUGCUCUGAGAGGCUCGGAAUCCUUACCCAAUUUGAAUAAGGACCCCCACCGGGACAGGUCACUCGACAGGAAAGAGAGUCUGUCGGUCGUGUGGUCAAGGAACAUCAGCAAACUGAAGAACAUUCAUUCCGGGGGGGAGGGGAGGCCGAGAGACAAGUGGGACUUGCCCCUGGCCGGAGCGGCGAAAGGGAAGCGCUUCAGCUUCCAGCGAAGUCAAGACUCGAAGGAAGUUCCCGCUGAGGACGUCAUUACGGGGAAAGGCUCAUUCAGCGAACUCGUCGUGGACCUCACCAGCCGCGAAUCGAGCCCGAUGACCCGAGUUCUCCAGGAAUUAAUUCCCGGCGUGAAGAAUUACCGCAGUCGGUCUCUCCUCUCCAGGGGACGCUCGGGACACGCCCCUCCGGCGUUUCCUCAGAUCAAUAACGGGGAAAAUGCAGGCAAUUCGAAAUCGAGAGUCCCCAAGGACCCUGCCGAAAGGAAGCGUUCUUUCUUCAGAAACACAGAAUUUGCCCUGCAGGAAAUUCGGAGGUUGCAGGAAUGCUCAAGGACUCCCCGGGGGUCUUGGCAUCCUAGAAGGGAUGGUGAUCUCUCCAGUCCCGCCCUCACCCGCACUCCCAGAAGUUCUUUAUCGAGGACUCCUUUGUCGGUGGAAAUGUUCGAAGUAGAAGGUUCUGUUACCGGCAGCGCAUCGACAAUCGACAGCCAAGAUAGCGAGAAGCCACCAGACAUGGGUAUGGGGACGCUGCUGAGCUUCUACCCCAGGGAGAACAGCAUGGGCGCGGGCGCCGUGCCCUACGAGUAUGAGGACGUUUCGAAGCCCCUGGUGCCGCCCUUGGAGGCCUGGUCCUCCUCCGACCAGAAUUCGGACAUCUCUCAAUGGAGCGACGACGACGAUCUCGCGUCGCCCUACGCGAAGCAGAACGACAUGCCUUUCAGGGUGUCAUGGACGGUGAUGAUGGACGUCGGUGUACAGACGACUUGCUUCAGUGAGGAGGAGCUCGAUUGGGAUCUCAGCGAUCAUGUUGACCGAGAAACCCAGACACUUCCUCCGAACCCCACUCCCUUCCAGCUCAAUCGCACGGACGUUUUCGUUCAGACCGACUAUCGAUAUUUUCCUUUGGCAGUCCCGAGGCCUCAUACGUCUGGUGUAUUCGUUAAGAAGGUAGACGCCAGCACCCAGACAGAGCACACUACCUCUUCCGUGUCCACCCAGACGGAAGAACCUUACCUUCAGCCUUAUGUACCACCAGUACAAAAAUUAGAAAUGGGCGGUGCAUCUUUCGACGAUGACAUCUCGGUACUCCACUCGGACGCUUCGUCCGGACCCUCUACCUCAGGGCUGGGGUCGGCCAUCCAGCGGCCGGCCAUCCUCCAGCCUUUGCCUGGAAGUCUGGAGGAGCCAGACGUCAGCAUACUGCCCCCGAGUCCCCCCCAUUCGCCGGAAGUAGAAGCCAUGAUGAACAGCGAGGGCGAACAGUUACCAUUGGCUCCGUUGACGGCUGAGGAUCGGUGGUCGAAGCUGGCCCUUCAGACGAUCCACGAGUUCAUGCCCAUCGCCAUAAAGAAGAAGAAAGGACUCGUCUUCAAUAAAAUACCGUUUUUCAAAAUCCAUCGCACGAGGAGAAGAAUGAUAGACGUAAGUAUUCAAACUGACAACGAUAUAUUAACGGACGAAGCGCCGAAGUUCGCGGCUAGACCGCCUCCCUGCAGGAAAGUGAAUCUUCUGGAAGAUACGGAUUUUUCGGACAUUGACGAAUACGUCCUGAAUACGCCCGAUACGAUAGGGCAAGAUUCGUCGGAACUCGUUCGGUACUUGUGUCUUCCGGCGACUGACGACCUGGAGAGGCUUCGUGCUAUAUUUCGUUGGGUUACGGAGAAUAUAAGCUUCGACUGGAAAUACGUAGACGAAUCCCAGACAGUGGACGAGAUCUUGGAAUCGAGAGCGGGUGUCAGCAAAGACUACGUGGUCAUCAUGGUGGAGCUCUGUCACCUGGCGGGAAUAAGGGUCAAAAAGAUACAGGGAUUCGCCAGACCGCAUGAUUUCAGAAUUGGCACCGUUUUUGUACCUGAUAACGACCCCCUGCACACCUGGUCAGCCGUCUUCCUUUUCGGAUCAUGGAGAUUAAUCUCUCUAUUUUUUUUUCCAGGGCACAUGGACGCCCACGGAAAAUACCAUCGCCACCUAAAGGAGCACUAUUUCCUCACCGAUCCCGACCAGAUGAUCUUCACUCACUUCCCUUAUCAUAACAUGGAAUUGGAUUACGAUAGGUGGCAACUGCUGGACAGACCUCUAACCUUAGAAGAAUUCAACUCUCUGCCGAAGGUCAUGCCAGAGUUCUGGGCAUGCAGGCUACGACUGGAUCGUCCCAAGAGUUCGCCAGUGACCUUCAAAACGCAGACCGAAAUCACAUUGUCAUCCAACGUUCUCAUCAGAUACAAGUACCGGUUCUUUCCAGCGGACGAUGAGGAGGGCGAGGAUGCCAGUAUCAACCAGUGGGUGUUCUGCACGAUGAAGGACAACGACGCCACUGUUUCCUUUAUGAUCCAGCCCCCGGAGGCCGACAGCUACAUCCUGAAGAUCUACGCCGGCGUCGAGGAGUUCCUCGAGGACGAAGGAGCUGCCCUGCCACAUGUGGUCACUUUCCUCCUCCACUGCGAAAAGUGUCGUCGGUACGCAGUGCCAUGGCCACUCCACGACGUGGCAUGGGGUCCUACCCAGCGCCUCUACGAAUGUGCCUGGACCCAGUCAAUCAGACGGAUUGCAGUUAUCACCACGUGGGGAGGGCGAAAGAGCCUCAUCUUCGACAAGGCUUUCGAAGUCCUCGCCAUGUUCCAGAUUUUCGACUGCGACGGACAACAGCUGGAACCUAAAGGUAUCUUAGGUCGGGAGGAGACGGAGGACCAGCUGAGGCUCACCAUAGUUCCCCCUGGGUGUGGAUAUUACAAACUCCUUAUUUAUGGUAUUCCUAGGCCACAGGUGGGUGGCUCUGUGGUCAGAGGACGUUGGAGCUUACCUCUUCUGGCAUCCUACCUCAUCGAGUGCAAGAUGGUUCUCGAAUCGAAGAAUCACGACAGGAACCCCGAAAAGAAGAAGAACGGGAAGAGGAAAAUAAGAGUCAAUAGUCGGAGAUAAUGGACGGGCGAACCGAUAAAAAAAACACACACACACAAGAAAAAUAGUGGAGGACUUUUACGGAGACACUCUGUCCCCGUUGUUCUUAAUAACGAAAAACAUUACUGCAGUCAAGUUGCUCGAUUGAUGGAUGAAAUGUCACACGAGACAAAUGGGAAAAUGGGGACCUUUAGUUUCAUUGGGAAUGAGAAAAGUUCGGAUAUUUUUGAGCUUUGUAAAGAACGUCAUUCGAACAUAUAGUCUGUGAGGAUCUCGACGUAUGGGGUCAAGGAAAUAAAAAAAAAAGCAAAAAAAUCGUCUUUAGAAUCCAUAUUGAGAAACGUUUUGAAAAAUUUGUUUCAUUGUUGAGUAUAACAUGAAAGUGUUUUUAGUGCAAGAUUUUCAAGGGAUGGUCUUAAAAGAGCGAGGAAAAAAACCAGACCUUUUCCUCGGUCCUUAAAAGUAACUGUAAACAUUUUGGUGAGAGACGAGUGUUCUGUCAGGUUAGUUGACUCAGGGGAGCAAAGACUGUUAUCGUUACUGUAAAAUUAAGUUUGGUAUCGUUCUUAUUUUUUUAUUAUAUCUGUGUAAUUCUUUGCUUAUUUAUAUGAUUAACUAUUUUGGCCUUUAGUUUUCGAAUAAAUGAACAAAACCUUUUACUCAAAUAUCCGGCGUUCUUUUGUUACUUCGAUACUUGUCUAUAAUAUAUGGACUUUUGACAUUUAUAUGCUUUUAAGAACUUUAAUGCUUGUUUGAAAGUUGAAUACUGUUACUAAAGACAUAGUACUUUUUAGAGAGUUCAUAUACCUUGCGAAAGUUUAUCUAAUGCUGAAAAAAAUUAGUAUCUUAUACUUUAGAAAGUUAUUUAUAUAUGGAAUUUAUUCCAAAAGGUUUAGAUAGUUCUUUACAGUAAAAUCAUGAAAAAAAAAUAUAUUCAAGGCUACAGUAGCCAAGUUGACGUAUUUAUUCGCAUUAUAUCUUAAGUUAACUAACAGACUUAUCAGUUUCACGACAAAUCUGGCAAAAAAAAAUUAAGACAAAAUAGUUUGUUAUUUAUUCUGCUCUCUUGUGUUCAAGUCUUUCAGUUAUCUGAUGCGCCCCGACACAAAAUACUAAGAGGAAUGGAAACACGCCAUGAGGAGUAACGUAUGUUAUUGUGGUCAUGACUAUCUGCAGAACUUCUACUCUUACUUGGCUUUUCUGACUUCUAUAUCCUCCUGUUUGUCGCUUUAUCUCUUUUUGAGUAUCUGGCCUUUUCGUCCAUUCAUUUUCCGUUCGUCUUCUCUCUCUCUCUCUCUCUCUCUCUCUCUCUCUCUCUCUCUCUCUCUCUCUCGUCUUGCUUUCAGACAAUUGUCAUUCCAACACUCUCUCUCUCUCUCUCUCCAUCUUUUUCUUCUUUGUCUUCUUUGUCUUGAUUUCAGGAAAUUCUCUCUCUCUCUCCUUUGUCUUCUUUGUCUUGAUUUCAGAAAAUUGUGUCUCUCUCUCUCUCUCUCUCUCUCUCUCUCUCUCUCUCUCUCUCUAAAACAUCCAACCAAUAGACCCAGUUACGAAAUCAAAAGUCAGUGUAACAAGAACAACAUCAAAGAGAAAGAGAGGGAGGAUAUUGUGACCAAAAGUUGUUGGCAGAGCAGUUGAAAAAAAACUCCCACAUUUCCGAAACAAUCAAACCCACUCUCAGCUAAGUUUUUUUUUUUAACUUUCAAACUCCCUCUCAGCUAACAGGUUUUUUUUUUUUUUUUUUUUUUUUUUUUUUUUUUUUUUUUUUUUUUACUUUUAUCUUAGGGUAUCGAAAGAGAUCUUGUGUCCUUAAAGGAAAACUUCCGAGUAGAGAAAACUUUCAAAAGUUUUCUUUUUCCACCAAAGGUGGACACUAAGCUUGGGAAAUCUAAGUUCAGGUCGUAUCCGCCAAGUGGUUUGUGCUGUACAUUUUAUUUUUUUUUUCUAUUUUUUUCUUUAAAUUUUAAUUUUUUAUUAGAGAAAUAUUUUCACACAAUUUCCCUGCAGCAGAAUGAGUGUUGUAUAAGAAAUAUAUCUCCUGUCAGUUGUAAUAUUGAAGACUUCAAGAAAAUUAGCUUUUCUUUAUUGAAUAAACAUUUUUAUUUUAUAAAAUGUACUGUCAUAAAUUAUUCGUUACUGAA
Molecule: messenger RNA, 5997 nt
Organism: Macrobrachium nipponense
Lineage: Eukaryota; Metazoa; Arthropoda; Malacostraca; Decapoda; Palaemonidae
Exons: 17
Coding region: 560-3880 (1106 amino acids)
Source: RefSeq, a predicted model, not a curated record